GGCAGUCCCUACUAUGUCGUAAUGUGUAAGAAAGACACCUCCUUCAUAUCGAACCGCCUCUACGAUUUAUAGAGGGGUUUACACGAGCUCCUAGCAAAACUAACUGUAGGAGUCUACUGUAGACUAUGCAGGUCCGCGUGGUGAUACAAGGGCCGAGUCCUUGGGGCUUCAGGCUAGUGGGAGGCAAGGAUUUCGACCAACCCCUGACUAUUUCACGGGUAUCCCCUGGAAGCAAAGCUGCAGAAGCUAACCUGUGCAUAGGAGACAUGAUUCUGUCUAUUAAUGGAGAACAAACUGAGAGCAUGACUCACUUGGAAGCUCAAAAUAAGAUCAAAAACUGCAUUGAUGAGAUGGUGCUUACAAUUGACAGGUCUGAAUCAAAGAUUUGGACUCCGAUGGUCUCGGAAGAUGGCAAAACAAAUCCAUACAAAAUGAAUUUAGCCAGUGAGCCACAGGAGGUGAAACACAUAGGAAUUGCUCACAACCGGAGUGCAAUGCCAUUUUCUUCCGGUUCAGCUUCCAGCACCAGUCCAAAAGUUGUAACAAAUCAGUACAACAGCCCUGCAGGUCUAUACUCCUCUGAUAAUAUAAAGAAAUUCAACACUGCCUUGGAGGCUAAGACUGUUCCUGCUGCAUCUCCGGAGCCAAAUAAAACUUUAGAAGUGCAUAAACCUCCCACAAAAGUAGCAGUGGAUACAGGCUCUGAAGUCUAUAAAAUGCUCCAGGAAAAUCAAGAGGCAGCUGAACCUCCUCGACAGUCUGCCUCAUUCAAAGUAUUGCAGGAGAUUUUGGAGUCUGAUGAGAAAGGGGAAGGUGAUAAGCCAUCUGGUUUCCGAAGUGUGAGGGCCCCGAUCACAAAAAUUGGUGGAUCUGUUGGGAAUGCAGACAAGCUACCAGUCUGUGACAAAUGUGGAUCUGGUAUUGUGGGUGUUUUUAUAAAGCUGAGACAGAUGUUUGUCCAUCCCGAAUGCUACACAUGCUCAGACUGCGGCAUGAACCUGAAGCAGAAGGGCCACUUCUUUGUGGAAGAUAAGAUCUACUGUGAGAAGCAUGCCAGGGAACGGGUAACUCCCCCUGAAGGCUAUGACGUUGUUACCGUGUUUCCCAAAUAAGACUGGAGAUCCAGAGCUGGCAGCACUGAAUGUCAUGUCACAUCCAUUUUUACACUCGUACUCUUCUCGCUUGCUGAGUGACGGCAGAUUUUCCACCACUGGCCAUAUGCCACACGCACCUUCUAAUAAGCAUCGCCUUCAUUAUCACUCUUUUCUACUGUUCAUUUUAAUCACAGCGCUUAAAUAAAAACUGUGUUCUUGUU
Molecule: messenger RNA, 1315 nt
Organism: Polypterus senegalus (gray bichir)
Lineage: Eukaryota; Metazoa; Chordata; Cladistia; Polypteriformes; Polypteridae
Gene: pdlim1
Product: PDZ and LIM domain 1 (elfin)
Exons: 7
Coding region: 126-1112 (328 amino acids)
Biological process (GO): actin cytoskeleton organization; muscle structure development; heart development
Cellular component (GO): Z disc; adherens junction; stress fiber
Molecular function (GO): muscle alpha-actinin binding; actin binding
Source: RefSeq, a predicted model, not a curated record